Messenger RNA from Mucor mucedo, 2223 nucleotides. Its product is annotated as Oxysterol-binding protein-domain-containing protein. The transcript is spliced from 4 exons. The record is from RefSeq and is a predicted model, not a curated record. Bases 1 to 2223 code for a protein of 740 amino acids. Gene Ontology annotation, biological process: ER to Golgi ceramide transport; endocytosis; exocytosis. Gene Ontology annotation, molecular function: sterol binding. Lineage: Eukaryota; Fungi; Mucoromycota; Mucoromycetes; Mucorales; Mucoraceae. Gene Ontology annotation, cellular component: perinuclear endoplasmic reticulum; cytosol; intracellular membrane-bounded organelle.
AUGUUUUCUAGGAAUACAUCAAAAUCACUGACUUUUACUGUAACUACGGAUGAGCCUGUGGAUGAAGGAAUGGAACCAAACGAUUGUGAUAUGAGUGGUUGGUUAUUAAAAAAAAGGAGAAAACGAAUGCAAGGAUGGGCAAAAAGAUGGUUUGAAUUAUCAUCGACUGGAGUCCUAUCUUAUUCAGUGAGAAAAGGUGACAUUAAAAGAGGUUCAAUACAAAUUUUAUUGGCCACAAUAUCCUUAUCACCAAAACAGCGCACAAUCCAUUUGGAUUCUGGUACUACCAUUUUUCAUUUAAAAGCGUUGUCCAAUGAUUUAUUUGAUGCCUGGCUGAAUUGUAUUAGAACAAAGAGGAGUAUUACAAAUAAUGUCAUAUGGAACGAGGAUGGAGGCAUCCAGUCAGCAAUAAGUCUAUUACCUGACUCGGAUAGCAAUGAUUACGAGAUAAAUCACCAAUUAAUUUUAAAAGCACUGAAUGAUAUGGACAACGAAUUAAAAUAUCUAAAAAGCAUAGUAUCCAAAGAAUUAUCCGUCAGCCAUGAUACUUUGGUAGCUUCCCCAACAUCAGCAGACAUUUCUUCGAUACUUCCACCACCGCCACCUUUACCUCAUUCACAUAGUAGUAAUAGUAGUAGUAGUCUCAAACUUAGAUUUCCCUUCAAACGCGGAACGUCAUCCACAAAUUCGGAUGAGCAUCAUCACAAGUCGUCUAUGAUUACGGUUGAACGACUUUCACAAUCGAUCAAAUUAUUAUCGGAUUAUCGAGAAAAAAUGUCUACAUCAUAUUUACAAAAUUACAAUCAAAGAGGCAUAAAUCCACUGGAAAUACCAGGCAGAACGGGAACAGGGUUCUCUACCCAUCGGUCAGCUAGUUUUUAUUCGUAUAGUGCACAGUCAGAUUUAUUCUUUGACGCCGAAGAUGAUUUUGAAUUAAGUAAUGAGGAAGUUGAGUCUACGCAUGGAUCGAUCGUUGUAGAUUCCGAAGAUGAAGACAAAGUAGAAGUUUCAUCUGAUGAUUUAAUUAUAUCUAAAGACAAUAUUUCAAGAAGAACCAGAUUAUCUCAUCCCGUAGCUGUAAGAACGAUUUCCGUCUUGGGUAUUUUACGCAAGAAUAUCGGUAAAGAUUUAUCAACCAUCUCUAUGCCAAUCAGUUUGAAUGAACCCAUCAAUUUAUUGCAGCGUUUAUGUGAGGAACUAGAGUACUGUGACCUGUUAGAUAAAGCAACAGCACAAACAUCAUCUAUGGAUAGACUCAUGUAUGUUACCGCAUUUGCUAUAUCUGGUUAUGCUUCAUCACAGUACAGAAUUGGAAGAAAGCCAUUUAAUCCACUCAUGUGUGAAACAUACGAGUGUAUUCGACCCGAUAAAGGUUUUAGAUUCAUUUCUGAAAAAGUGUCACAUUAUCCCAAUGUCAUGGCGUGUCAUGCAGAAUCUAGAAAUUUUCAAUAUCGACAAUCGUAUUUUGGAAAGACGAAAUUUUGGGGUAAAUCAAUGGAAUUAAUCACAGAGGGACAGAGUCAUAUUUCAUUGACGGGGCAUGAAGAUCAAUAUACGUAUUCAAAACCAUCAAGUUGGUUGAGAAACCUGGUGACAGGAACAAAGUAUUUAGAACAUAUUGGCGAAAUGAAGGUAGAUAACCACGCGACAGGUGAGUAUGCGAUUGUCACAUUCAAGGAAGCAGCGGCAAGUGGAGGAUCUUUCUUUUCAAGUGGCAGUAAUGUCAUGCAUCGAAAUAAUGUAGUAGCGAAAUUCUAUGAUUGCCGAGGCUCACUGAUAAGAGAAGUUCAAGGAAAAUGGAGCGAUACAUUAUCCGAGGUAGUUGGCCCUGAUCAAUAUUCCGUAAUUUGGAGAUCAAAACCACCUUCAAUUCCAGACUACCAAGACUAUUACGGACUAACACAAUUUGCAAUGGAGAUCAACGAAAUUACAUCACUAGAAAAGGAUAAAUUACCAAUCACAGACACUAGAUACAGGCCAGACCAACGCUUGUUUGAAAAUGGAAAGGUUUCCGAAGCGGAAGAUGAAAAAAUAAGAGUUGAGCAACUACAGAGAGAGAAAAGAAAGCAAUACGAAGCACAAAAUAAAGCUUGGGUUCCUUUUUGGUUUGAAUUAAAACCUGAUGCGUAUUCUCCAACUGGUGACUCAUGGCAAUACAAGGGUGGUUAUUGGGAAGCACGAAAAUCAGGUCAAUGGCCAAGGGAAAUAUUACAACUCUGGUAG